Messenger RNA from Helobdella robusta, 6699 nucleotides. RefSeq lists its product as hypothetical. The transcript has 9 exons. NCBI's taxonomy places the organism in Eukaryota, Metazoa, Annelida, Clitellata, Rhynchobdellida, Glossiphoniidae. Bases 1 to 6699 code for a protein of 2232 amino acids. The record is from RefSeq and is a predicted model, not a curated record.
AUGUGGAAGGAAAGAAUGGAAAAUCUAACAACUGCUGGAAAGAUUGCAGGGAGAAGAGAUCGCGGUCAACAACGAACAACAUUCGUGAAGUCCUUGUGCCACUUGUUGAAUAUCACCACAUUUCAACUCUUACAAGCUCUUACAACAAGAUCGGGUUUUGUGGAGAUUAUUAUAAUGCAAAAAUGCAACCAAGUAGACAUGAGGUAUGAGAGGCAGGUGUUGGUGCUGCAACUGUACAAAGAAUUUAGAAACUUCUGUAGAAAGUUAUGCGGCAUUGACUUCUAUAUGUUUGACCCAGAAUGGGGUCUAAGGAGUUAUCCCAUUCUAAGAAGUUUCACCAGAAAAAUUCGGGAAUUUGUAUUGAAGGAGUGCGCGGAAUCGACGCUUGGACCUCAUUUCAUCGCGCUGAUUGGACAAAAAUACGAAGCCGAUGUUUUACCGUUGAAAAUUCCGGAGUACGAAAUGGACUGCAUUCUCGGCGCUCUUAAGACGAACUUUAAAUCCCGAAGUUCGCGGGAUUGGGAUGUUUUGAAGGAUUGUUAUGCCCUGGAUUGCAAUAGUUUGAAGCGCGAGUACGUGCUGCUUGAUGGUGCUUUCGCCCAAGUUGUCACGGUUUUCCACAGAGAGCUCGAAACAGCCUACAACCUCAAAUAUUGUCAUCGUCGUCAUCUGCAACAACAACAACAACAAACCAGCAACAACCACAAGACAUCAACAAAAUACACCAACACUAACACCGGUGACAUUACUAAAUGUGAUUGUACUAAUGUUAUUACUACUGAUCGCCUCAUGACGAAUAAGGAUUACUUUGUGAUAAAACGCGUUAUCACAGAUUUGCAUAAUUUCGGGAAAUACGAAGCUGCAACUACUUUCGCCGAAUUCACCGACGACGGAUGCAUUAAUGCACAUUACCAAAAUGCACUGAAUUGUCUAUGCAGUCUGUUAGGCGGUCAGUCGGGCGAAAAUAUGAUUUGUUCUGAUGUUCUUUGGAGAUUUCCCGCGGGUGUAAAUUGGGAUGAUCAUAAGUCAUAUCUCGAUGAGAUUUAUUGUGGAGCUCUUGAAAAGUUGAAAGCAAUGACAUUAGCGUCGAUCAGAAGACCCCUGUCUCACCUUGACCCACUUUCGGAAGAAAUCGUGAAGCAUUUACUACAGGCAGCCAAUCACGUUGAGAGAUUUAUAGGCCGGGAAAUCCUAUUGGCUGACGUAAAGUCAUACAUAUGCAAAUGCUCUGACGUAAUAGGCUCAUUAAUUAUUCAUGGACCGCAGGCCAUCGGUAAGGCUGCUUUAGUGUCAAAAGUAUUUGAAGAGCUUCCAAGUUGGAUAGCUCACAGCAGGCCAGUCAUCCGGAUAAUUAGGUUCGUAGGGCUGACGUCACGAUCACGUGAUCUUCACGACCUCCUCCUCUCCAUCAACGAUCAGAUACGAGGGGCGUUGUACGGGCGGAAGUGUUGCGGCACCCAGCCUGGCAGCUGCAGGUGCAGCUCUGAAGUACUCGUCGAGAACGAAGAUGAAUGCUGUCGAGUGCGCGUCGGUGAGGAGUCGUUGAAGCCACUGCUGACGAUCGCUGACGUCAUCGAAGAUUUCCACAACCUUCUCAAGAUCAUCCCUCUCUGCGUCACACUCGUCAUCAUCAUGGCGUCUCUAGAUCACGUGACAUCCACCGACGAUUCCUUCCUGAUGACGUGGCUUCCAAAAUGCAUUCCCGGCAACGUGAGGAUUGUGGUCGGCAUGGAGACAAGCUGCCGUCUGAUGGAAAAGUUGGUGAAUGAAGGGAGAGGUGAGGGCCGUGGGUGGCACGAAUACCUCGGUGUUGGUACGAUGUCCGUGAGUGAAGUGGUCGCCAUCUUGCUGUCAAACAUGGCGAAGUACGGCAGAACUCUGACGUCACAGCAGAUUAAUAGCGUUACUAAGAGCUGCUUCAAACCUCGAGGAGACUGCCUGCUACCGUUGCACGGCCAAGUUUUGUGCUGCUUGUUGCUCGAGUUCGAAUCAUGGCAGGAGUUGAGCGAAGAAAGUUUGCUGAACUUUCAAACAGUUGAGGGAUGCAUGCAGUGUCUUUUUCAACAAAUCGAAGACGUCAUCACGCGUCACGUGAUGGCAAGGGUCGUCGGCGCUAUGACGGCUUCUGUGGUCGGUCUGAGCGAUAAUGAAGUUGAAGAUGUGCUGACACGUGACCCUGUUACGAUGGGGUGGAUGGAGGGCGACGAAGAAGCUUCUAGAAGGUUCCCUCCAAUCAUCUGGAUGUUUGUGAGGCACCGUCUCAAACAUCUCCUCUGCAAUCGCUACGACAAUGACGUCAUCGUAAGAACAUGGAGCCAUCAAAAACUUGUCGCCAUAGCCACCGAAAGAUAUUUUGUGACGCCGAACGACUUCGUCUCCGUAAACUGCGCACUGGCCGAACACUGGCUGGCUGAAGAAUCUGAUGAAAAAGUGGCGUCGACACUUUUAAAACAACCCCUGAGAUUUGAUGAGGACGAUAUUUGUACGGAAUUUCCGCCUCUGUACAACUUCCGGAAGAUGAUGCUACUUCCGGUUCAUCUAAUAAGAUCCAAUAGAGAUGAAGAUUUUGUACGCAAAAUUGCUUUUAACUUUGAUUGGUUGUUUAAUAAAACUGCCGCCAUUUCCGUUCAGGCCGUUAUUCAAGAUCUUCGGUUAGUUGCUCAUACGGAAGUAAAAAUAUUAUUGGCUGCCCUGGAAGAAGUGAUGGUCUACAUUGAUGAUGACGUAAACAAUAUGGCGUAUGAGCUGACGAGAAUGCUGUUGAUGUUCAGAGAUCAUUUUGAUGGUAACAUCGUUUAUCACAACUUCCCGCUUCUCACGUCACUCAUUGACGUCAUGGACUUCCGAUCGAAAACUUUCAUCGUUAAUUCUCCCAUUCACAGAUCUUCAGUUUGUGCCAAAGAGGCGGAAGUAGAUUGUCGGGACGUUAUCGAUUGCAUUGCCGCCAGAUUUUUAAAUGAUAAAACGGUGAUUAUGUGUAAGGAAGAAAGUAAGCCGGAAGUCCAAGUGUACGAUCUCGUCACUCGGAAACACGUGACCACAUUAAUUACGUCACUGGGUAAGAUGUACGUGUCCCCGAAUGGUCAUUGGAUGGUGGUUGUUAUGCGGGUUAACAAAAACAAUAGAGACCGAGAUGUCGAAGGUAGAUACGAGUGCAAGACAACCGUAGGACAGACGAGGAACAAUUCUGCCGGCGGUAACAAUGAGAUGCUCUCCACUAUCAAUUUGUACAAAUCAGAUGACGGAAGUUACGUUGGUCACGUGUCACCUCUCCAUGGAGUUGGACCAAUUGACGGACGUUUCGUGACGUCACCUUCAACUUUGAAUCACGUGAUCGUCACCGAUGAUGUCAUCUGCUACGUCAUCGAAGGAGAGAGGAGUUGGCUGAGUGUGAGAGAUUUGGGAAGAGAUUUUCAUGAAAUUGUUCACGUGACUUUAAAAUGCAGGCCAAAAUUUUGCGUCGUCAGUCCCGACCAAUCGGUUGUUUUCACGAAUUCGAAAUGUUCUUUGAUUGGCUGUCGUUUGUUAUCAACUGUGACCAAUCAGAAUCAUCCGAUGCGGUUAGAGUUGAAGAAAGAGCCAGUUUGCUUGGGAUUCAAUGGACAAUCAAAUCUCUUGUUCGUCGUCUUCCAGAACAACGACCUACUGAUGGUGGACAUCAACACAUUCAACAACCACCUCUACCCGCGAAAAUGCGUUCAAUUUCAACCGCACCUACCUUGCAACAUCUACAACAACGUCAUCAAUCACGUGAUAUAUGACGUCACUGGCAUCCUCCUCCUGAAGACUGACAACAACAUCCUUGUGUACGACACUCGUCAGUCCUGCCUCCGUUCGUGUAUUAAGAGACCACGUGAUCUGCCCUUAGAAUUUCGUUACCCCAGACGUGAGUGGAUAGAAGAGGUGAAGUUCAAGGACGUUCUGCUCUACAAAGGUCGCGUGAUGGCCACAAUAAUGAGAGAUGUCAGGGUAUGGAGCCUAAACGGAUGUCCAAUCAUUAUCCUGAAAGCUCCCAUUGGUCAACUGAAUCACGCGAUAUUGGCCGUCGCUUGCUACGGAUGUGACUUCGGCUUCCACAAGAACGAAGGCGAAGAUCGUCUGGUGACGUCAUUGAGAGAUGAUCGGAGGUUUCAAAUAUGGCGUCUCGAUCAGCUGUUCACGCACGUCGUAUCUCCGGAUCGUCUGCCCACAAAACCAGUCAAGCAGAUCGAGGUCAGCGGUGACGUCAUCAUGGCGGUCGGGAAGGGAGGUCAAGAGAUGGCCAUGUUUGACCCAGUCACAGGUCACAUCAGAGAUCUCUUCACCCACGAGAAGCCCAUCAAUGAUUUCUGCCUCAGCAAGGAUGGCGUGUUUGCCUUGGUAUCGAUAAAGAACUCGAAACCGGGUCGGAGCAACAAAAUAUGGGACGUCGAGAACCGCUGGUUGAUGGUUGAGUUCGGUAACCAGCCAUCCAUCACAGCCGCACUGACGACCAGACUCGGUUUCUACUGUUUCAUGAGAAGUGAUGAUGGCGAGAGGUACGAACUCUACGAAGUGAGAUUCAAAAAAAGAGAGAGGAAAAGGAACAUGAUGAUGAAGGGAGAGGACGUCGAAAGAGAAUAUGUAGUAAUUGAUGGUGAAAAAUUUUGUGACCGAAGUUGUAUCGGUGUUAAUGGUGGCGGUAGUUUUCCUCCACAUGUUGGUGAUGGAGGUGGCUGGAAUGGUCUUGAGGGUGGUAAUGAGGAAAGUUGUGGUGAUGAUUAUGGUGAUGGCGAUGAUUAUGGUAAUUGGGAUGAUAAUUGUGACGAGAUUAUUCAUAAUUUUGUUGAUGAAGAUAAUAAUAAUAAUAAUGAUAAUAAUAAUAAUGAUAACAACAACGACAUCAACAUCAAAAUAAGAAAUCACAAGAACUACAAAUAUACUAAUGAUGUUAAAAACAUCAGCAACUACAUCAACAGUAAUGAAAUAAAUCGCCCAAGCAGUAACGUCACUAGCAGCAAUGACGUCAACAACAACAACAACAAACGCAGCAAAAACAUCAACAAAACUGACAACAACAACGGAAACAAUGGCGAUGAGGAUGACGUCACGCAUCGCGAAAAAUCAACAUGGCGACACAAAAUCGCGUUCACCCGAGUUGAAGUAACGAGAUUCGCCCAGAAACCCUUCCUAACUGACAAUGAUAAAUGGCUUGUGAUUUUAGCCGUUGAUUACAGCAGCCGAAGCGGUUGUAGCGACCACAUUGAUUGUAGCUAUCGAAAGCAACGCGAAACCGCCGGCGAUGUUGCUGGCGGUAUCUGUGGCAUGUGUGGCAAGAAAGACGCCUCGUCGCCUUGUGGCUGUGGCACUAGUUAUAACAAUAUUAUUAAGAAUUGCAACAAUGAUGGUGGAAUUAAUGAUGCUACUACUACUACUACUACUGAUAAUAAUCACAGCAAUAAUAAUAAUAAUAAUAACGAUAACAAUAACGAUAAUGAUAAUAAUAAUGAUAAUAAUAAUAAUAAUAUGAGACAGUGCAACUUCAUUAGGCAGCGAAUAGUUGCAUUCAGAGUGGCUAUCGAUGACGAGGAAGAAGGACGAAGUUUUAACGAACAAGAUCGUUAUUACGAUCUAGACGACGACAGAAACGUAAAUGAUGACGUCAUCAAGGAAUCAAUGAACGAUGACCAAUCAAAUCGCGUCAUACAAAUCUACCCCUACGAUCUGCGCCAAUCGGCUUCAACCAUCCAGCACAUCCUACGCCUGUACAAGCAUCCCCUGCACGAGGAUCACGUGAUUGUACUAUUUUCCGACAGAUGUCGUCGAUGCGGCGAUGACGUCACUAACAACGUUAACGACGACGACGACGAAAUUUUCGAUUACUGCCCCGGCGAGGAUCACGUCAAUUUCGAUGACGUAAGCUGCAUCGGAAUGCUCGUCGUUGACGUCACAAGAAAGGAAGUUGUCGUCAUUGUCGAGGAUCUACUUCCGGUUGGAACAAACUUGCAGAGGUUGAUAUUCACGAGGGACAACAAACGCGUCUUCGACUGCCACUCGAACGUCUACGAGGUCUGCUCGGGCCGAUGGCUGGGCAUGUUGGAAGCCAAGUACAAAAAAUGCCACAAGCCUCAAAAGAGCGAUGACGUCACGAAGACCAUCAAGGAAAGAUUUGGCUACCCCGUGGCGCUAAUCAUGCCGAAUGAUCACGCGAUGCUCUACCUGAAAGAUGAUUGGCUGACGGUGGUGCGCCUGUCGGAUUGCAUCAUACUCGGAAGGGUGUCGGUGCACACACGCGUCAGCACGCUGGCUCUAUCGCGAGAUCAGCGAACAGUCCACGUGGGCGGAUGUGACGGAAGUGUGACGUCAUACACCAUCGUUGACGAAGAUGAGGACGACGUCGGUGACGUAAUAAAUGGCAUCGCAAGUCGGAAACCGGAAAUAAAACUUCCGGUGCGAGUGUGGGACAGGGUGAAACCGUAUCUGGAAUAUUCCAGGCCGCCCUAUAUGCCACCGAGGAUGAAAAAUAACAAGAGGCGACAGAGUGAUGAGAAAGGAGGAGGAGAGUUAAAAAUUCUCAAUGACGUCAUUGAUGAUGAUGAUGGGGAUGGUAAUGAUUGUUAUUGUCGUGAUGAUGAUGAUGACGAUGUUUAUAAGGUUGUUGGUGGUGAUGAUGGUGCUGGUUGGAAGGGGAAGUCGUUAAAAUUUGCAGUAAAUAGAUCAAAAGCGUGUGGCAUUAUGUGA